GCACGUCGGGAGCUGCUGCGACUCAGCGGAGAGGGGAGCAGGGCCUGGCUCGUCGGGGGGAGGCCGCUGAGAUGCCGCUGUUCGCCACCAACCCCUUCGAGCAGGAUGUGGAAAAAGCCACAAAUGAAUACAAUACCAGUGAGGACUGGGGUCUUAUUAUGGAUAUAUGUGACAAAGUUGGAAGUACUCCUAAUGGAGCAAAAGAUUGCCUUAAAGCCACAAUGAAAAGAGUAAAUCAUAAGGUUCCACAUGUUGCUUUGCAAGCACUAACGCUGCUAGGAGCCUGUGUGUCAAACUGUGGAAAGAUUUUUCACUUAGAAAUAUGUUCCCGUGAUUUUGCAAGUGAAGUACGUGGUACAAUAAAUAAGGCUCAUCCUAAAGUAUGUGAAAAGCUAAAAGCUUUAAUGAUGGAGUGGUCAGAAGAAUUUCAAAAGGACCCUCAAUUUAGCUUAAUAUCUGCAACUAUUAAAUCUCUUAAAGAAGAGGGAGUAACUUUUCCUACAGCUGGAUCUCAGACUCUCACAAGUGCUGCCAAGAAUGGUGCAUCAUCAAGCAAAAACAAAGAAGAUGAAGAUAUAGCUAAAGCUAUUGAAUUAUCUCUGCAAGAGCAGAAACAGCAGCAAACGGAAACUAAAUCCUUAUACCCAUCUGCAGAAAUUCAACAGAACAAUCAGAAGGUCUUAAGGAAGGUGCGAGCCCUGUAUGACUUUGAAGCUGUUGAGGACAAUGAGCUCACCUUUAAAAGUGGAGAAAUUAUCAUCGUUUUGGAUGACAGUGAUGCCAAUUGGUGGAAAGGUGAAAAUCAGAGAGGAGUAGGUCUAUUCCCAUCUAACUUUGUAUCCUCUAACUUAAAUGAAGAACCUGAGACAGCUACUGUGGAUAAAGCCCCUGUUACUGAAGAUACUACAGAAGAAGUUAAGAAAGCAGAACCUGAACCUGUUUAUAUAGAUGAGGAUAAAAUGGAUAGAGCGCUGCAGGUACUUCAGAGUAUAGAUCCUACGGAUGCAAAGCCUGAUUCACCAGAUCUUCUAGACUUAGAAGACAUCUGUCAACAGAUGGGUCCUAUGAUAGAUGAAAAACUAGAGGAGAUUGAUAGGAAACAUUCAGAAUUAUCUGAAUUGAAUGUGAAAGUUCUAGAAGCCUUGGAACUCUGUAAUAAACUGAUGAAUGAAGCGCCUAUGUAUUCAGCCUAUUCAAAGGUCCAUCCUCCAGCACAUUAUCCACCCACAUCAGCUGGUGUUCCAGUGCAGCCAUAUUCUGUACAACCACAUGGUGGGAACUACAUGGUUCAGGGUAUGCACCAAGUCACUCUUCCCCAAGGCUACAGUCUAGGACCUGAUCAGAUGGGCCAACUGAGGUCCCUGCCUCAAACUAUAAAUUCUUCAGGAGCAACUCAGCCUGCUCAAGCUUCAUAUUUAAGCCCUGGACCAGAUUCUGUGGCAAACUCCGGAUACAUGAACCAGAACUCUGGCCUUCAGUCAGCUACUUACACCCAGCAUAUGGGAAUGUCUGUGGAUAUGUCAGCUUAUCAGAACUCUUCAUCUAAUUUGCCGCAAGGAGCAGGCUAUCCUGUGGCACUUCCACCUCAUUCAGUUCCGCAGCAACAAACAAAUUACCAUCCACAGCCUCUCCUUUGAAAAUAAACCAAGCUCAUAUUCCUAAAAGCAUUCGUAAAUGUUGGUGAUCCUCAUGAUUUAAAUAGCCUGUCGUUGGUAUACAAGUACACUUUCCCUUGAUUAAAAUAAACAAUCCAAUUUGCUGCAUUAUAAAGCUAAGCGAUUAUUUCAGAGUUAAAUGUAUUUCAAGUUCGACAGUUCAGAAUCGUUCUAAAGACA
Emys orbicularis (European pond turtle) is the source of this 1835-nucleotide messenger RNA. It is a transcript of the gene STAM2, whose product is annotated as signal transducing adaptor molecule 2. NCBI's taxonomy places the organism in Eukaryota, Metazoa, Chordata, Testudines, Emydidae. Bases 72 to 1637 code for a protein of 521 amino acids. The record is from RefSeq and is a predicted model, not a curated record. Gene Ontology annotation, biological process: signal transduction. Gene Ontology annotation, cellular component: endocytic vesicle. The transcript is spliced from 14 exons. Gene Ontology annotation, molecular function: ubiquitin binding; phosphatidylinositol binding.